UCUCGUCUGGUUGAGCUAGGGCAGCGCAAAAGACUCCUACGUACCAUGGCAACCGCCGCCGCGGCCGCGGUUGUUAUGGUGACUCUUUUGCUUCUGCUUCUGCUUCUGUCGCUGAUUGCGAGAGCCGUGUGCGCGACGCUCUCGUUUUACUUGCUAACUCCGAGACGGAUCAAGAAAAUAAUGGAGAGGCAAGGAGUGCGUGGGCCGGAGCCGCGGUUUCUUGUCGGCAACCUCGGCGACGUGUCUUCUCUCGUUUCCGAAUCUGCCGCCGAGGACAUGGAGUCCAUACGCCACGACAUCGUGGAUCGCCUCUUGCCUCAUUACGUCAGAUGGACUAAACAAUACGGGAAGAGAUUCAUGUAUUGGAACGGGGUCGAGCCUCGCCUGUGCUUAACCGAGACCGACCUCGUCAAGGAGUUGCUUUCCAAGUACAGCACUCAAACUGGUAAAUCAUGGCUGCAGCAACAAGGAUCGAAGCAUUUCAUCGGGAGAGGGCUUUUGAUGGCUAACGGGGACGAUUGGAUACAUCAGCGCCGCAUCGUCGCUCCUGCGUUCAUGGGAGACAAACUCAAGAGUUAUGCUGGGUUCAUGGUCGAGUGCACUAACCAGAUGCUACAAUCAUUGCAAAAUGCCAUAGACUCGGGUCAAACCGAGGUCGAGAUCUACGAGUACAUGACUAAGCUUACAUCCGACAUCAUUUCAAGGGCCGAAUUCGGGAGCAGCUACGAGAAGGGGACGCGAAUAUUCCAUCUGCUGACGGUUUUGCAGCAUCGCUGUGCUCAAGCGAGCCGACAUUUGUGUCUCCCAGGAAGCCGGUUCUUUCCCACCAAAUACAAUAAGGAGAUCAAAACAUCGAAGGCGGAGGUGGAGAAGCUCCUGACGGAGAUAAUCGAAAGCAGAAAAGUCUCUGCCGAGGUUGGUCGGAGCUGUACAUACGGCGACGAUUUACUCGGCAUGCUGUUGAACGAGAUCGAGACGGCGGCAAGGAAAAAGAGUGCUUAUAGUCCUAGCAUGCAAGUGAUUAUGGACGAGUGCAAGACGUUCUUCUUUGCCGGGCACGAGACAGCCGCGCUUCUGCUCACAUGGACCGUCAUGCUGUUGGCAAGCAACCGGCCUUGGCAAGAUAAGGUCCGCGCCGAAGUGACUCGGGUGUGCAGCGGCGAAAACCCUUCAGUCCAUCAUCUUCCCAAACUCAGCUUGCUAAAUAUGGUUGUUAACGAAUCCUUAAGGCUCUAUCCACCGGCAUCGGUUCUUCCUCGCAUGGCCUUCGAAGACAUCAAGCUAGGCGACCUUCACGUGCCGAAGGGAUUAUCGAUCUGGAUCCCGGUGCUAGCGAUUCAUCACAGCGAAGAACUGUGGGGAAAAGAUGCCGACGAGUUCAAUCCCGAGCGGUUUGCAUCCAAACCAUUUCCAUCGGGUCGGUUCAUGCCAUUCGCGAUGGGGCCGCGGAAUUGUGUCGGCCAAUCUUUUGCUAUGAUGGAAGCCAAGAUCAUACUAGCGAUGCUGGUAUCGAGGUUUAGCUUCACCAUCUCGGAGAGUUAUCGUCAUGCUCCAAUCGUCGUCCUCACCAUAAAACCUAAGUACGGGGUUCAAAUAUGUUUGAAGCCCUUGAAUCUAUGUGAGAAUAAUUGUUUUGGCUAGAUUUGUUUCGUUUUCGUUUUUCGGCUCAUGUUUCAUUGAGAGCGGUAUGAUGAGUAAUGCUCCUCAUCAAGAUUGUUGGUGAUUUUGCACUUGUAACUACAGAUGGGAUUGAACUGGCUCUUAAGAGCAACAUCAAUAUCCUCAGGGGAAAUUU
Molecule: messenger RNA, 1795 nt
Organism: Rhodamnia argentea
Lineage: Eukaryota; Viridiplantae; Streptophyta; Magnoliopsida; Myrtales; Myrtaceae
Product: cytokinin hydroxylase-like
Exons: 5
Coding region: 46-1641 (531 amino acids)
Molecular function (GO): monooxygenase activity; iron ion binding; oxidoreductase activity, acting on paired donors, with incorporation or reduction of molecular oxygen
Source: RefSeq, a predicted model, not a curated record